GGGACAUCUGUUCGCAGUGCUUUUCGAAAGCUGAGCAGAUUUUUGGGCUACGCAGCCAUAGCGCGGCAGGAUGCUGUCCGACACUUUCGGAUCUCCUUGACGGGUUGCAGUUGCAGCAGUCUUGUUCGGCACUAGUGGUAGUCUGUCUCCACCCCCAGUGACAGCAGCGGUGAAUGUUUCUUGGGCGGAUGAUGGGGUUGGUCACGCAGUCGCCCGCUCUUUGGCGGCUGGGCGAAGGGGGAGGAAAGGGAGCCGAUCGGGUGGAAGGAGGUGGGGCUGCGGAGAAAGAGGCAAAGGAGGGGAUGAUCUGUGUUGAAUGUGGGAGCGAGGUCCAGAAUGUGUAUCAUGAAUACUCCAGGGGAAACAUUCGGCUCACACGCUGUGGAACAUGUCACCAGUAUGCUGAUGCCUAUGUGGAGUUCGAACUUGUGGUCCUGGUCAUAGAUCUGAUUUUGCACAAGCCGCAGGCGUAUCGACAUCUAUUCUUCAACUUGCUCAGACAUGAUAAACAGAAGCGGAAGGCACUCUUUUGGAAGGCGGCUAUACUCAACCUUGUGCUUGACUCCUGCUGGGGACCUGUUCUCCUAAUUGGCACGAUCCAAAUUCCAGUGGACAAUCUUUGGCUCUUUGCUUUAUUUGCUUCAAAGUCGUUAGUCCGGGCAGCGGUGCGGAACCUGGUGUAUGUUGCAGGAGUUCUUCUCAAGGAAUAUUGGCAACGGAGAGCAGGCGCUACUCAUGGGUCUGUCCGCUCCAGGUUUAAUUGGAGUGAUGCAAUCUUUGCGCUCUUGUUGUCAAGCUUCUUCAAGUUUUUCCUGCUUCCUAUGAUGGUGUGGAAGUUCACUCCAAAAAUGGGCGUCCUUAUUCACGCGAUGAUUCUCACAUCGAAUACAGUGGCCCUCCAAGUGGUUUUGAAAUCGUCGACUCUACAUGCUGCGACCGCUAUAAUGGCUGGCGUUCUGGCACGUUUUCUUGUCAAUUAUGCUUUUCUAGGGUUCGGGAUGAGGCCAGUUGGUAUUGCCUUCCAACUCUUGCGUUUUUUUUGCUUCCGUCGUUUUCCCUUGCCUUCUUCUCAUCUCGUCUCGUCUCGUCUCUUGCUUUUGUUGACUCUCUAUGAUCCCAAUUUGGUUCCGUGUUCUGUUUUGUCUCGUCUCGUCUCGUCUCGUCUCGUCUCGUCUCGUCUCGUCUCGUCUCGUCUCGUCUCGUCUCGUCAAGUCUCGUCAAGUCUCGUCACGUCUCGUCACGUCUCGUCACGUCUCGUCUCGUCUCGUCAAGUCUCGUCUCGUCUCGUCUCGUCUCGUCUCGUCUCGUCUCGUCUCGUUUUUGGUUUAUGAAAGGGGCGAUAGCCUUGAGAUAUUCUCAUCGAAGUGACCAGGCGCAGGUAAUUCAGAAUUUUCAUUCAUCUUCUUCUCUUCGGAUCCGAACAUAGGGCUGUAUUUCAACAGUUCAUGGGUGUACCAACUGGACUAACUUACUUAAGUUGGACCAAUACAGAGAAGAUUAGCAUGGUCCCUAUGAAAAGA
Messenger RNA from Chara braunii, 1520 nucleotides. Lineage: Eukaryota; Viridiplantae; Streptophyta; Charophyceae; Charales; Characeae. The record is from the annotation of a GenBank genome assembly.